GCAGUUCGCAAAGAAGCCAAGAGCAAACGGGUGUGCUUUGAUACCAAUGUUGCAGUAGAAGAAAGUCUACUAUCCAAAGCGACAAAAAUAAUUCGAAAAAGGAAACUACAUUUCGGUGAAAAGGAUGACAUUGAAAACAGGGCUAUGGAUGCUCACGAGGACUAUCAAAUGAAUGUAUUCAAUGUCGUAAUGGAUCAAAUUGUAACAAGCACCAAUAGUAGAUUUGAGAACCACAAAGACUUUACUAAGAUGUUUCCUGUUUGGACCCUUGCCAAUAGAGGCUGCCUCAAAAUGCAUUGGAGUCUUUAA
Messenger RNA from Paramuricea clavata, 309 nucleotides. The record is from the annotation of a GenBank genome assembly. Lineage: Eukaryota; Metazoa; Cnidaria; Anthozoa; Malacalcyonacea; Plexauridae.